GACAAGCAUGCGCAUUGCUUGCAUCUUGUUCGUCACGUACCUUGCUUGCUUGCUAGACUUCAGGCUCGGUUUUGCUGCAGACAGUUGGGGUUCGCCUAACGGGGGAUUGUUUAAAAAACAAAAAGCAAAAAAAAAAAAAAAGCAAACACCUGCCACGAUAUAUCGUCGUCGCAAAUGGCGAGGUACCUGCGACCCCCGAACUCCUCUCUCUUUGUUCGGAAUAUCUCCGAGGAGUCCAGGCCAGAAGAUUUGCGGCACGAGUUUGGUCGUUACGGGCCUAUUGUAGACGUCUACAUUCCACUUGACUUCUAUACGCGGCGACCAAGAGGAUUUGCUUACAUUCAAUUCGAAGAUGUCCGGGAUGCUGAAGACGCCCUCCACAACCUGGACCACAAGUGGAUGUGUGGGCGCCAGAUCGAGAUCCAGUUCGCCCAGGGAGACCGCAAGACUCCUAACCAGAUGAAGUCCAAAGAGCGCCAUUCCCCUCGCAGUUUCUCGCGCUACGACGAUGAUGACGACCGCGACGGGCGCCGCAGACGAUCACGUAGCCGCAGCUAUGAACGUCGCCGUUCGCGCAGCGCCUCAUACGAACGGCGACCGCGGCGGUCGGUCAGCCCCAAAGACUCACGCCCCUACGGCCGACACAGACGCAGCAAGAGCCGUGAAAAUGACAAGCACAAAAGCGCCCAGCACGAGCGCCACAGGGCCCCGCGUGAGGCCGGAUCCCGGAACCGCUCGGCAUCCCGCUCGCCCUCGCCCUGCCGUUCCAGGCCCAGGGGCAGAAAGAGCGGGUCCCGCUCACACAGCCCCGCCGCCCAGGAAGAAGACUUCCGCCUGGCCCCAGGUUCCCACAAGCGCUCUUUUGGCCGCUCUCCAUCACGCUCGGCGUCCCGCUCCGCAUCCCGCUCGCGUUCACGCUCCCGCUCCUGGGCAGAGUACAAAUCUGGAGGGCGCUAAACAACAGUUAAGUUUGACAUUUAGUCACUUAAAAAACAAAUUUUGUUUUUCUGCAUUUUCUUGUUCAUUGAUGUUUUUCCAUGUAGACUAUGAAAAUCUCUUCGAAGACAUUGGCCAUAAUUUCCUUUCGUUGGAUUGUUAUGUUGGACUUUUCACUUCACUGUAAACUCCCACAUCCAACAAAGGACUGUUUUGUUUUGCUUAUUCUUUGGUUUUGGGUGAUGACUGUAGCAGGUUGCGCAAUAACAACAUGAGAUAUAAGUACCUUUUUGUACUCGCUACUGAAUUUCAGCAAUACCUCUAUUUUACCACAAGGAGACAGUGGACCUUUUCCAUUCCAUGUCAAGCGUUCAGGGUGAGUACUGAAAUCUACUGUAAAUGUUGUUUAAAAUAUGCCAGUACAGUAAAGAUGAAAACGUUUUGAGACGCUUGCCGUUAUUUCCCUUGGUAACAUUUUUACUUAAAGAUUCUCAUCUGAGGUUUUACUGUAAUUUGCUCAUCAGUAUGUUGCUAUUUGUACUGUGGGCCACCAUUCUCAAAUUCUGUCGUUCAAUAAAGUAAUUUACCUGACAAAAUUGACCUGGUUGGACAAUAUACAUUAAAUGAAGAAAUCAACAGUCAAACGGUUUAGGGGGGAUGGGGAAGGGAUUAUUUAUUAAUUUCAUGUCAAAUUUAACUUCAAUCAAUGCAUUUUUCCAUAUUUUUUUAAACCAAUUGUUACCAAUAAACAGGGCAUUUCUUCUUUCCAAAGAAAAUGAGUGGGGACAAAUUCAAAUCCAAUUUAUGACAAUACAAGUUCUAAUUUAGCAUGAGGAGACUGCAAUGCAUGACUUAACUGGAUCAACAGCAUAUUAACAUAAAAAUAAUCAGCUGGCGGAAGAUCAGCUGAGAGGUAAGGGUGCUUCUAAAAUUGUUUUUAGGACAAAAAUAGUCAAAUUGGUUUUCUAAGGGGCUCAAAUUUAGGCAUAACCCGAGUUACAAAUUCAUCCAGAUAAAUGUCGCGCAAAUACAAAUCUCCCCGGUUCCAAUCGGCGACACAUUUCUUUCACUCUACACUGCAUCGUACAAAAUCAUAAAAACCAUGUGCAAGAUCUCCCAAAAGACUUCAGUGCAGGGCUCACUCAUUCUGGCAAAUGCUUGGUUUUCUUUCUUUUUCUUAACAAAAAUAUUCUUCAGCAUCAACGAAGUCGAGACGGUGCUCGUCCCAUACAUUCAGUGUUAUAAUUAGUACUAAAAAUACUUUCGUCUGCAAGCCUCCGCCGUACUCUGUGCUUGCAAAUGUACAAUAUGCUACAAGAACUUUAUACAUGCCAUCAUUCUUAUUAGUAUUUACAUGGCUCCUGAAAGACAUGAUCAUCGAAUGAGGUUUUGUCGUCUUUAGUCUGGCUAUGAAGCAGAUUCAAUUCUGCACAGGGAAAGCAACAACGAAUCAAAAGCAGAAAAUGGCUCACGUGAGGAGGAAAACAAGAUAGUCGAUCGCGCAUCUGAUUCUAGACCGUCACAGCCUGUAACAACACAUCUGGAGCAAGUGCAGUGCAAAAUGGGCUCAAAAUCAUGAUGGACCAGAAACAAACAGCGCACCACGCUCAUAAUGUCACAAAAUGACAACGCAGCCUCAUCUUUUCAACACAAACUUGUGCCGCAGACAGGACCAAUUUUAUUGGUCCUCUUCCGCAUGUUACAGCGGGACGAGUGGGUGUUAAAAGAUGAGAUUGAGUAACAGAAGCAGGCGGGGGGGGCAGCUUUGGUUAACGCACGGCACCACCGAAGCA
Syngnathus acus (greater pipefish) is the source of this 2729-nucleotide messenger RNA. RefSeq names its product serine and arginine rich splicing factor 10a (gene srsf10a). The transcript is spliced from 6 exons. The record is from RefSeq and is a predicted model, not a curated record. The coding region runs from base 175 to 957 and encodes 260 amino acids. Gene Ontology annotation, molecular function: RNA binding. Lineage: Eukaryota; Metazoa; Chordata; Actinopteri; Syngnathiformes; Syngnathidae.